This is a messenger RNA of Gloeophyllum trabeum ATCC 11539, 456 nucleotides long. RefSeq names its product membrane-associated proteins in eicosanoid and glutathione metabolism. The record is from RefSeq and is a predicted model, not a curated record. NCBI's taxonomy places the organism in Eukaryota, Fungi, Basidiomycota, Agaricomycetes, Gloeophyllales, Gloeophyllaceae. Gene Ontology annotation, cellular component: endoplasmic reticulum; nuclear envelope; membrane. Gene Ontology annotation, molecular function: glutathione peroxidase activity; glutathione transferase activity. The coding region runs from base 1 to 456 and encodes 151 amino acids. The transcript is spliced from 6 exons.
AUGGCUAGCAUCGUGCUUCCGAAGGGAUUCACCUAUGUGAUCGCCUCGGCUUUCAGCCCCGUCUGGGUGCUGAUCUGGCAAAGCACCAAGGUUGCGCAGGCACGCAGUGCCGCGGGUAUCAAGUAUCCCCAGCUGCACGCGGAAAAGGCGGAGGCAGAGGCGGCCAGAAAUGCACAUGUGUUCAAUUGUGUACAGCGCGCACACCAAAACACCCUCGAGAGCCUGCCCAUAGCAGUCAUCGGCACCCUCGUCACCGGUCUUCGGUUCCCCAUCCUCGCCGCCUCUCUCGUGGGCACCUGGACGCUCGCGCGCGUCUUGUACACGCGUGGGUACGCGACGGGCGAUCCUGACGAGCGUACGUACCCCGGAGGCGCGCUCACGGCGGUCGUGCAGUUCGCGUUGGCUCUCGCGGGGACGUGGACCGUUGGAGAGUUCGUGUGGGCGGAGCUGCAGUGA